Molecule: messenger RNA, 1413 nt
Organism: Phalaenopsis equestris
Lineage: Eukaryota; Viridiplantae; Streptophyta; Magnoliopsida; Asparagales; Orchidaceae
Exons: 4
Source: RefSeq, a predicted model, not a curated record
AAGAUAAGCAUAAUGAGAAAUAAUUUGAAAUAUACAGAAUUUUGUUACAAAACAGUGGACGUUUAAUUGGUAUUUUUGCUGUAUCGAUCUUUGUUUUACCGAGCUUGGUAAUUUACUUUGGGUCUGCGGGUGAACAGUCGUCGUAAAAGGUCAUAUAAACUCAUUCACAUAUUAACAGGCUUUAAUUCUUUCCCAAUUAAAGAUGCAACGCAAGAGAUAAACAAAGGCAGAGUAGAAAAUAUUAUGUCUAUUGUUUAGUCAUGGGUCAUGUUGAUGAUUCUAUGAUGUGAUUUAUGCCGUCAAUUAUAUAUCUAAUAUUUUCGCGUGAGAGGCACGGAGGAACACUGUUGACACCAAACCAAGAUUUUUAAGCAACAACGUUUUUUUUUUAAUCCCACUUUUAGAUUCUUCAUUUUGUUUUUUAAGCGCUUAAUAUUUUAGUGCCCGAACUCAUCUCACACUGAUAAAAAGGAAAGCCUAUUUUAAUAGUAUGAUAUUGCAAAACGCUGUUGAAAUGCAGAAGAAAAAUAGUAUUAUUAUUAUUAUUUUUUAUGAGCUCUGGUCGUUGAGAAUGGAAGGAAGACGAUGUGCAGCAAUGACGGACGCGCCACUCCAGAGCAGCGCGGAUGGCCGUUGGCUGUGCUCGUGUGACGUGUGGUUUGCUCCACUGGUGCCGCACCCUCUUGCGUGCUUCACUGAACUUCCCUGUUUCAGCAGUGCUCCACGUUUGUACGGUGCUAAUGCUUGCUUGGCACCAUGUGGGCCCCGCUUCACGUGAGGAGAUAUGGCCCCCGACCCCACCGAACAGAGUAGGUGUGGGCCUCUUCGAAAUCCCCAUAAUCUCAUCUCUGCCAAUUAUCUCUCAUCGCCCACGUGAUCCCCUUGGCCCCCCAUCUCCUCCUAUACCCACUACCCUUCCCUUUUUAUCUCCACCCUUCCUCCCAUCACCACCUCCUCAUUCCACCCCCUCCUCCUCUCUCUCCGCAGUUUCUCAUCAUGGGAGAAUCAUCGGCUUCGUACAUCCACACAGUUCAACAUCUGAUCGAGAAGUGUCUGCUUUACCGCAUGAACAAGGAGGAGUGCAUGGAGGCUCUUAACAAGCACGCCAACAUCAAGCCAGUCAUCACCUCCACCGUGUGGGCGGAACUGGAAAAAGAGAAUCGGGAGUUCUUCGCUGCUUACGCUAAGGAAAACGAGGAGCGGGAGAUGGAGAAGGCGGCAAUGCAGAGGCUGCAUAUGAUGACGGCUGAGGAUGAGUGUCUUGCCAGUACCGAUCAUGUUUUAGGGUUUAGGGUUUUCUUUAUCGAAGUGAUGCCCUUUACUGUGGAUUUGGUGGUGGUUGUUUGUUGUGGUGUGGAAUGCUGCUGGUUUUGGUGGUGCCUUGUUGGGGUAGUUAUGGUGGUCGUGCUUGUG